UUUCCAACCCAAAAUAUUUGGUGAUUCUGUGAUGCCAGAGUUGUGGGAUGUGGGGCUGGGGUUCCUUGCUCCAGAUGUCCUCAAGAUGACCCCACCGUUGGUGGGGCUCACUGUUGGUGGGGCUCACUGUUGGUGGGGCUCACCCUGUGCCCCAGUGCUGGAUCAUGGUGUGUCCACGUGCCCAGCCUGGGCAGAGGCCGUGCGGACUGGGGGGCGUUCCAGCAAAACUGCUGAGUGUUGCCUUCCCUGCCACGAAAGAGCCAGAGCAGCUUGGACUAAAUCGGAUCCUGCUGAUUGGAAUUAGUUCAAAUGCAGAUGGAGCUAACUAAGCCGGCGCUAAGCGUUGGACAGCCCAGCGCCCAAUUCCCAUCAGCUGAUUCAGGGGCUUUUCGCAGCGGCAUUAGCGAAAUGCCACCGUGGCACAGAUGCCCAUUGUGCCAGGCGCCCACCCGCUCGCCCACGGCCCUUCUGGGGCUUGGGGCUCCCUGCAGGGUGCUGGGAUGGACAGAUGGACGCUGUUCUGGGGUUGUGGCACCAGAACCUUGUCUAUGAAGGUGGGGUGAGGUGCAGCAUAGCUGUCGGAAAAAUCAUCUGGGCUGCGAGACGAUUCAGCAGGGUCUGAAUUAAUCUGUGCCUUUAUUCAGUUUGGCAUGUGGCUGUGAUAAUCCAAGCCCAGGGUCAGGAUGGCUCCAGGAGGGAGCUGGGCUGUGCGUGGCAGGACACAGAGAGCAGUGGUGGGGACAAGCUGUGCCAGCGUAGGGCUCGGCUGGGCCCUCAGCUCCUGUGACAGGCUGCAUCCACACCCACCCUGUGGCCGCCACAUGGGUUUGGUGACCCCCUUGGGUGCUUUCUCAGCCCCGCAUGCCCCAGGGACCAGCAGGAAACUGAUCCACGAGCCGCCCACGCCGCCCGUGUCUGCCAGGGACACGGGUCAGUGUCCCCAUGAGGAGCUGCUGGGCACAGGGAGCGGGUGACGUCCGCCACUAAUCGGCCAGAUGGUGACACCCGGCGGGACGCCAGCCCUGAGGUCACCACGGAGCUCAGGCUCAGGUACAGCAGGAGCUGGUGCCACCAUCCAUCUCCUGCAUGUGCUUUGGUCAGAGCCACCCUUUGGGGACAGGGAUGAGGUGAGGGUGGCAGCUCCCUCAUGGAAAAUCCGGGAUGCCAGCCCUGAGGUCACCGUGGAGCUCAAGCUCAGGUGCAGCAGGAGCUGGUGCCAUCAUCCAUCUCCAGCAUGGUGCUUUGAUCAGGGCCACCCUUCAGGGAGUCAGGGUGGCAGCUCCCAUCAUGGCAAAUCCGGGUGCUGGGCACAUUCCCAGAGAGCCAGGGCUGCGUAAUGAACCCCGAGUCCCGGCGGGGAGAGGAGAACUCCUGGCAGUCAAGUGCGUUCAGGCUCUGAAUAAGAAGCACUUCAUUCUCCUUUCAAAUUGUAUAAUUUCUGCCUGAUUGUAAUGGCAUAUUUUAAAAUUACCAGAAAUCGAAGCCAGAAAAUGGAUACGGCUGCUUUUACUGCGAGCUGCGUUAACAAAGGAUAUGUAAUGCAUGAAAUAAAAACACCUCCCUGCCCCCCUCCUUUUUUUUUUUUAAGACAGUAAUAGGAGAAAAUUGGUUUUGAAACUGAAUAAAAGUCCCUUUCAGAGGAAAUCAUUUCUUUCAGGGUACCUUUGCUGAAAGUAAAAUAGUGAAUAAUGAAAGGUGGUUACAUGAUUGUCUUUCAUUUAGAGAGCGCGAGGACAGAUGGAAUCUGGGAGAAAUGCACGAUUGGAAUAAUUGCAUGGUAACAAGGCGCUUGUUGUGAAAUUAGUAUCUUAAGAAAGUAGUGAAAAAGGCUUUUACUCAUGAAUACUUCAUUAUUAGGAGAAAACAGCACAAUUUGGGUUCUCCAGACACCUGCUCGGUAUUAGAUGACUUCCUCCCCUCCUCCUCCUCCUCAUCCUCUUCCUCCUUCUCCUCCUCUUCCUCACACCUUUUCCUGACGAGUCUCUCCUUGUCCCUGGUUUGCUGGGGGAGUCAGGGUGAGACCCUGAGCCUGAUGAGCCCAGCUGAGGUGUGGAUGCCCUGCAUGGAUCCCGUUGGGGGAUUAUCCCAGAGCCUGGCGGAGGGCACAGAGCAGGAGCGAGCAGCACAGGUCCCAUGGUGGCUGUGAAGGUGUUUUAAAGGGUGACAUUUAGACCAGCAGAGCUUGGAGAACCCCAGACACAGCUCAGGGAGCAUCAAUCCAUGCUUUGUUUCCUGGUGCUGAUGGUCACGGGCUCUGCCAGAGGCCACCACGUGCCUGAGGCCACCACGUCAUUCCCCUGCACUGGGACAUGUGGGAAACAUCCUGGAUGGCUGCAGGAGGGCACGAUUCCCCCACGAGGGAGAAGAUGGAGUGAUGGACCCAGCAGUGACACCAUCCAUGAUAUCCACUUGUGACCCCGGGCCAUCCAUGAACGUUCAGCCAGAGAGCACCAGUGCAGGAGCUGCAACACUGGUGGAUGGGCACCAUGCCCGCUUUUCUGCUGCUCCUGCCCACGUCUCCCUGCCCUCUCCGAGUGGGAAUAUCAUCCCUGUGCCAGCUGGAGCAGUGGGAGGGCGUCAGCAGCAACUGGUUGUACCUCAGGGCCCCGGCUGGGGAUGGAUGUACAACGAGCAGCACCUCGGUGACGGCGGCUUUGGCCUGGCCCCUCCAGCUUUUGUCACACAGAUUUUGAUGCCAGCUGGGAGCUGGCGACAGAUCCCAGGACCCCGAGUGGGAUGUUAGCACUGUCUUUCCCCAGCCUUGACUGGGGUCACUCUGUGCCAGGAGGCACCAGCUGGCACGCCUGGCACCACCAUGACGCCUGGCGCCACCACAUUCCCGUUGGGAAGGGUGGGAAGCUCCGCAGGAAGCGCAAACCACCUGCCGAGACCUUCAUCUUUAUUUUAUAUACAUCCCUAUUCACUCCAGGCUUUCAGCGCUGGCUGUUUAUCUCCAGAGGAGCGAAGGCACCGAGUGCUGGGGAGCUGCACGGGGGUGGUGGUGGCACGGGGGUGGCAGGUCCCUGGCUCACCGUGUGUCUCCUCUCUUGCAGGGCGUGGGGCGGCAACGCCCGCAGGGAAGCCCAGACCAUGCUGGCCUGCCUGCAGAGGACCCAGAACCCCCCAGCCCAGCACCUCCCCUGCCCCAACAAGGCGCUGGAGCCACGCAAGUGCGAGACGGCCCCCAUGCAUUCCCCGCGCUACCCCAGCCCCGCCGAGCUGGACGCCUACGCACAGAAGGUGGCCAACAGCCCGCUGACCAUCAAGAUCUUCCCCACCAACAUCAGGGUCCCCCAGCACAAGCACCUUAACCGGACGGUGAACGGCUACGACACCACGGGGCAGAGGUACAGCCCCUACCCGCUGCACGCCGGCGGCUACCAGGGGCUGCUGGCCAUCGUCAAAGCCUCCGGCAAAAGCGUGGUGAAGAACUCGGAGGGGAAGCGGACUAAGCUCUCGCCUGCCCAGGUGGGCGUCGCUCCCUACCCCGCCUCAAGCACUUUAGCUCAAGGUCCCUCCUGCGCUGGGCAGCUGAGCUACCACGGCGGCCAGAAGCAGCUGGAGGGUCCCGUGCCCCCCAACGUGACGGUGGCAGCCUCGGUGCUGCCGCUGGCGGGCAGGAGCCUGGCGCUGCCGCCCUCCAACCUGCCCUCCAUCCAGAGCAUCAUCUACCAGAUCAAUCAGCAGUGCCAGGCGCAGGGUGCCCAGCCCGGCUGCCCGGCCGUCGUGGCCGCCCACCCCAGCCCUGCCAAGCACGGCGCCUUCGCCCCCGGCUACGGCGGCACCGUGCUGCCCGAGUGCCGCAAGGGCGCCGAGCUGGCGCUGGGCUCCAACCCGGCCGCCGCCCUGGGACCCAAGGCGGGCGUGUACCCCGAGGGCAUGGACUACCUGGUGUGGCAGCAGAAGCAGCAGCAGCAGCACCUGCGAAUGUACAGCGGGGGCAGCGGCGGCGGCGGGGCGCUCAGCAAAUCCCCCGAGACGUGCGCGGGCGCCUCGCGGCCCUACGGGCUGGGCGGUGCCGCCGACAAGGUGAGCUCGUCCCCCUUGAACUGCAUGCACGGCAACUUCGCGGUGGGGCAGUACUUCGCUCCCCCCUGGAACAGCAUCCUGGUGACCCCCAACAGCGACUGUUACAACCCGCCGGAGCUGGGGGCCGCGCCCCGCGAGCUGGGGGUGCCCCCGGGCGAGGGGCUGCCCAGCAAGACCCUCUGCAAUACCUCCAUCCUCAGCAGCAGCCUCCAGUCCCUGGAAUAUCUCAUCAACGACAUCCACCCGCCCUGCAUCAAGGAGCAGAUGCUGGGCAAGGGCUACGAGACCGUGUCUGUGCCAAGGCUCUUGGACCACCAGCACGCCCACAUCCGCCUGCCCGUCUACAGAUAAGGGACGGAUGCUGCUCUUCCCAAACCCAGGGCGAGGACUUUGGCGCGAGCUGCAGGUGCCGGACCGCGGCAGCAAGGGCGGGGGGACAGGGAGGGGGACGCGGGGCUGGCUGCUGAGAGGGCUCCCGGGACACUGGCGUUGCACCGGGGUCCCCAGACUGGACACGCCCGCGACCCGCUGGAGGCCGAAGGACCGCUUGUCUAUAUAGCUCAGAAAUCAUUUUAUCUCCACGAAUGUGAACAGGGAAUUGCUACGAGUUGCUGCUAUCCAGGGAGGGGAGGCUCUGCUGCUGUGCUGGUGGUGCCCAGAGAGGGGCAGAGCCCGGGAGGCUCCAGGGUGGGUCCCAGCCCAGUGUGGGGCUGGGAGGCUCCGUGGUGGCCGGUGCUGGCCUGGCAGCUGUCCAGGAGGCUCCACAGUGGCCUGUCCUGGCACAGGAGGCUCCGUGGUGGCCAGUGCCAGCCUAGAGGUGGCCGGUCCCAGCCCGGCGUGUGGCCGCAGGGAGCUGGCGCCUGACCUGUAGCUCAAGUCCGUAACUUGCACUGCUUUGAUUAAAGCUAAUAACUGGGGACAGUCUGGAGGCUAUUUAAGAAAAACACUUGAAAACUUGAACAGAUUUUUUUGUUUUUUUUUUUUUUAAUUUUGUUUUUUUUUUUGUUUUUUUUAGUUGACUAGGCUGUACAUCUACGUGUUGGCUGCUACAGAGUCUCCUCCCACCCUUCUUCCUCCUCAUCCUCCUCCUCUCACCCAGCCCCACAGUGGCCACAGCUCCUACUCCCACUCAGCCAGGAGGCUGGGGACCCCCUCAGCCCCUCUCUCCUGGGAACCCCUGGCUCUCACACUUCCAGGCUGUUUUAUUUCCUCCCUUACUGUCAGUUCUACCUUGGUUCUGGGUUGCGGUACUGGGGCGCUCACAUACCUCCUUUUUUUUUCUCUUUCUUUUUUUUUUUUUUUUUAAAAAACCAACCCAAACAAUUCCAAAAUGAUUAUGGUCCGUUAUUCACUCUGUGUAAUUCUGUGUUUAAUAGAUUUGUUCAUUUACAAAAGGCUCCUCACCACGAAAUACAAAGUGUUUUGAUGUUUAAAGGUAAAAGAAGAAUAAUAUCCCGAUGAAACCCAAGGUGAUUGUGCUCGGAAAAAGAGGUACUGUAUCCCUGAAAGCCUGUUCAAGCACUAAGUGCAUUUACAAAUCUCUGAGAAUGUUUUUUUUUUAUACUAAAAUUGACCAUUAUAUUCUACUGUGAGAAGUGCUGGCUGCACUAUAUUGUUUUAAAAAUGAGAAAACAAAAAUGAAAAAAAAAAAAGAAAAAAAAAAGAAAAAAAAAAACCAACACAAAACCCGCAAGCCGUGUGUCCGGAUGGUGUUUUUCCCAAAGUAAAACCAGGAUCUCUCUGGA
Molecule: messenger RNA, 5774 nt
Organism: Zonotrichia albicollis (white-throated sparrow)
Lineage: Eukaryota; Metazoa; Chordata; Aves; Passeriformes; Passerellidae
Source: RefSeq, a predicted model, not a curated record